Messenger RNA from Gambusia affinis (western mosquitofish), 4273 nucleotides. RefSeq names its product leukocyte surface antigen CD53-like. Gene Ontology annotation, cellular component: membrane. The record is from RefSeq and is a predicted model, not a curated record. The coding region runs from base 83 to 781 and encodes 232 amino acids. NCBI's taxonomy places the organism in Eukaryota, Metazoa, Chordata, Actinopteri, Cyprinodontiformes, Poeciliidae. The transcript has 8 exons.
CUGGGAACGUCAAAUGAACUUCCCAGUCGCUUGGACAUUACUGGAUAUUUCCCUGUAAUUAAGAAGAAGAGGUUCAGGAAAGAUGAAUAGCUCCUGCAUCAGCUGUCUGAAAAGUCUGGUGGUGUCUCUCCACUUCCUCUGCUGGCUGUGUGGAGCCUUCGUGGUGGCCUUCGGGGAAUUCCAGAUGAUGCACUCCAAGUUCGCCUCUCUGGUCACCACCUUCUGGCCCAUCUACCCAGCCAACACGCUCGUGGUGACGGGUACCAUCGUCACCUGCGUUUGUUACCUGGGAGUGCUGGGAGGCAUGAGGGAGAACCGCUGCAUGCUCAUCACUUUUUAUGUUCUACUGUUCAUCCUGAUGCUGGUGGAGCUGGCCAUGGCCUGUGUGUUCUUCAUCUACAACAGAGAGAUCGACACGUACUUUGAGAAGGACCUGACCCGCAGCUUGGAGGUCUACAUGGAGUCCGGCCCAGAGGGGAACAAAACCAUUAAGGAGGAUUUUGAUGCCGUCCAGUACCUGUUUAAGUGCUGUGGAGUUCACGGCCCAGAUGACUGGAGGGGGAAAGCUCCGCUGUCCUGCUGCACCAAGAAUCCCUGCAACAUUGCUGACCAGCCCAACUGGCAGGAGGGCUGCCUGGUGAAACUCAGGAACUGGUUUGCUUCAAACUACCUCAGCACUGCGUCAGGAGUGGUCACCAUGUUCAUGAUUCAGUUCGUGUGCCUGAGCAUCACUGUCCCUCUGUUCUGCCACUUCAGAAGAAGAGGACUGGGUUACAAGUGAGAAAACAUUCCAGCUUAGGAAAUCGUUCACGCCAACAAGGUCGUCUGGAUCCUACUGAAGUGGUGCCUGUCACCCAGAAAGAUAACACAUGGGAGGGAUGGUAGUAUGGUUCUAAUUAUUGUUUUUGAGUUUCCAGCAUGGCCCAUCCUCCAAAUGUCAUCACUUUGCUGAUUUAAAAAGCUCCUCUGAAAUGUAGCAGCUCUUCAUGCUGAAGCACAAAAUCAUAUUCAUGCCCACAGGUUUCAACAGAGACUUUGCUAAGAUGACUUUGAAUCUUGAAUUUUCUAAUCAGUUCUCACAGAGCAUUUCCUGGAUAUUAAACUUUUUAGAGGCCAAUGGCAAAUCCUGACAAGAGUCAACAUGACUUCCUCUCAGAUUUACUGGAAACCUGUCAGCUCCACCUGACUCAUUAUUGGCUCCUUCAGCUGGUCUUCUGUGUAUUAGUUUGGCAGCUCUUGCUCCUGAUUCCUAAACAAAUCUGAGACUGUGAAGUUCAAAGGUCACAGGAGUCUGUUGGACUUUGUUCAGUCUGAAAGGGCUUUUCAGGGUCUGUGUCAAACUGAUUAAAUGUCAUGGUUUUUUUUUUAUUUCUUAAUUGUCUGAAGCAUUAUUAUAAAAAUAUUAAAAGUUAGAUUAGUGGCGUGACUAUUAGAAAUGUCAUGUUUUAAUUUCAGUGUGUCUUUCUUUCAACCUAAAAGGUCCAGAUUGUUUUAUAGUUUUUCUCGAUUGUUUACAGACCUUUUCUGGAAGCACAUGUCAGAAGUUUUGACAGAAGUCAAAACACAGACCCCCACACACACUCGCACACACACACACACGCACAUUGUGAGCAUUCUGCAAAUUGAAACUUUACAUUCAAAACAAUGUUAUUUCUUCUCAACUCUGUAUUUUGUUUUCAGAUGUCACACACAAAUCGUCAUAUGAAAACACACUUCUAAGAACCAGAUGAACAGCAGCAGAACUGGUUCAGGAUUGGUGCAUGAGUUACAUAAUGUCUCAAAUACCAGUGUUUAUAUGUGAACUAUCAAGAAAAACUGUGAGUGAGGCUUUGUGCAGUUAUUAUCAAUAAUAAUUUUCUUACUUGUAGUAGACAAGAAGUCACUACAAGCUAAUAUAAGAGUGAAGAACUCUUCAGAGUUCCUGCUAGUCAGCAGGCCCCCAGUUUUCACAGCUAAACAUUCAUGUUGCUCUCAGGUUAAGCUGGUCGAUGUUGUGGCUGUAUGGAUCGGCUCCAAUAGCUGGGACUUGUCAGUCAGUUCUAAAUCUGCAAAGAAUUGAGUAAACAUUUAGAUUUUGAAUUAUGCUUUACCUGCUGACUGGAGAAUAUCAGACUGCAGAUUCAGUAAAAGUAUUUCUAUUUGAAGAAACUGAAGGUUUUCAGUGACAAUUUGAACAACUGUUUCUUGUGAAAGUGGAAACAUUUCAUGUCAGCUAGAGUUUUAUCCUAACACUCGUAUAACUUCAGCUAAUAGCAGAAGCUAUCUGGCUAGCCGUUAGCCUCCUAUCACUGAUGUUUGUCUACUACAUAUAUCUGAACCAUGUCUUUAAAAGAUUAUAUGUACCUCUAAGUAGUCUUAGAAAAAGGCAUAUUUUUGUCAUUACUGCACACAUGUUUUGCUGAUUUAAUUUGAUUUGGUGCAUCAAAAUGAACAGCUUCAUUCGACAGGACUCACUAUAAAACAGGAGUUUAACAGGCAGCUAAAUGGACUCUAUGCUUUGAAAUGUGGCUUGUUUUGUGUGACUGAGAUUAUGUUUAGAUUGUUAUUAUAUAGAUAAUCAGCAGAGGAAACUUGGCCUUGUCAGGUUUGAGCAGCUUCUGCUGAGCUGGAUCACAGAAAGACGUUCAGAGUGUCUGGCGACUGUCUGCCAUUUUCUGCUUACAGUCAGGUAAUAUUUUAACAAACACGGGAAAAAAAUAGCUUAGUAGUUUUAAAGAUAUUAGAUGACUGUUUUGUUCAUGGAACCCGUAUGUUGUUGGGACUCUUGUUUGUGUGAACAACCUGGUUAGCUAGCAGCCUGUCGGUGACGGGGAACCCGCAUGGGGCCCGAUGGCAACAGCAGGUGAUAGAAAGUCCUUAAUGAUGCGCAGGAGGCGUGACCAAAACAAAUAAAGAAGUAAAAGUCUCUCACUGAUUUCUUGCUUCGUCUCAGUGGCUUUGUGUCAUGGCUCUCCUAACAGACACAAUAUUCUUGAUUCGUCUUCAAAUGAAGAACUGUUUUUAUAGGAAAAAAAUAAAUAGUUGAAACCUGCAGACUUCUAAAGCCCUUCAAUAAAGAUGGACAAACAAGACACAUGCAGGCAGAGGUGGACAAAAUUAAUGUACACGAGUAAAAGUACAACAUGUGCCUUUUCAGCAAGAUAUGGGAACUUGUUAUAAGGAAAUAAUUCCUUAAUGUUGAUGGAAAGUAUUAGUUCUAUUGGCAGAUAAAUUUAUUUAUAAGACAGUUCCCCCAUGUUGUAAGUGAAAUAAUCAGCCAAUGGGAUUAAUACUUUUCAUCAAUAUUAAAGAUUUAUCUACUUAAAACAAGCCUUUUUCAUAUGCGUUUUUUUAAGUCAGUUGUAUCUUAAUUUAACUUGACUAAGGUAUUUGUGCUACUCCUCAGUUUCACAAAAGAAAUGAGAAUUUAUUGGUGUGAAAACUGUUUUAAAUUGAUGCAGCACCAUGUAAUCUGAUCAGUGUUUUGGCUGGUUUCAUAUCCAUAUCACUAAUGGAUAUGAUUUCAAAUGUAGCGAAGUAAAAUACUUUACUCAGAACACACUCAAGAAGAAGUAGAUGUUUAGGUUUUGUAAACUACUUUAAAACGUAAAAAAGUGCAGACAAAUUGUGUUAAAGUAAAGCGAGUGAACGUAACCAGUCCACAGUUGACUUUAAUUAUCCAUGGACAGAAUUAAAGCUGACACAUAUGUUGUAUUUAAAAAUUUGACAUUUCUCAAUAAUUUUGUCAAGUGAAACACUGAAAUGCAUCUGAAUAGACAACUGAAUGAUGCCAUAUUAUAAGGCUUCAACAAAAGAAUAAUAGUUUAUUUUUGCCAUGCAUUAAGUUUAUGAACAUGUUUUUAAUUGGGACGCUAUAAAGCUUAUCAUCCAAAUGUGCCCAAAAUUCAGUCCAUAUGAGGAACAACCACCAGGUGGCAGCAGAGGACGCCACAUUCGAACACUGUUGCUCAGUGCAGAAUGAAGAGCGACGGCCUGAGGAGCGACGCUUCAGGUGGAGAAGGCUUUAAGCUGCUGGCUGCUUCAUUAGCAUGUUGUUUGCUUUGUUACCAGAGAGCAGCUUAAAAUCAUUUACAACCAAAAAAAGAAAAACAAACAAACAAAAAAACAAAAACAACUGGGGAUUAGCUUGUAUAAUUUAUAUAAACUGUUCAAAUUAUUAUGAAGGUUCUCCUGCAUGUAAAUUAUUGCAGCGGUCCAUAUGACCAGUCAACAUGUCCAUGAAGAAAUUGAUCAACCCUGAACUGCGUUUCCUUUCACACUGUCUCCACCCAGA